ACUUUAAAAAGUAAUAGGACACAUAUAAGAAUGGAAUUAAUCUUUGAAGUUUUAACACAGUACUGCUUAUAUCACUGUAUUUUUUACAAUUGUUACCUGUAUUGUACAUUUUGUGUAUUACACCCCGUAAUACGACGUAGGGUUGUAUUGAUUUAAAGUAUUUGUCAUCAAACGUGGAUCGGUCUGUUUGAUUACACCUGCUUCAUAUAUUGAAGUUUUUAUAAAGGCGGUUGCAAUUAAUACUCUUAAGCCUACACACACAUGCAGCAUGCGAAAGAACGACCUGCAACACUGCUGAAUUUGAAGGGACACGUCUUCGGGAAUGGAUGAAAAUUCCACCAAAGUUUCAAAAAUUCUUGUCGAGAUAAAUGCGUGAACUUGUCAUUAAUUGUUAUAUUUGAUACAAAGCGACCAGAAUACAUAUUUAGUGAAAGUUCUAUCGUGAUUACCGGUAACUGUCUCAUAAUUUUCACUGAAAGUACAUUUUAAGAUUGUGUCAUUUGUGAAUUAAUUUAAGAGUGAUAUUGCUCGUUUACAAAUUUGUUCAAUGAGCCGUCGAUCACGUUGAUUUACAUUUCUAUUAAACUUUAGGAAGUGAUUUAUUGAUUUAUAGAUCAAAUUUUGACUAAAAUGUUGAUGGAUAUUCGAGAAACGAUGACAAAUCAACUUCAACGCGUGUCCGACGAGUUGCCACAGCGACCGGGAUUUUCUGCCGGACCCCUCGAAGAUGACCUCCUUCACUGGAAAGCCUCAAUAAUGGGUCCUGAGCAUUCGCCUUACGAGGGAGGGCAGUUUUAUCUUCGAAUUGAUUUUACAGCCGACUACCCGUUAGAACCUCCUAAGGUUUGGUUUUUAACGGAGGUGUACCAUCCAAAUGUGGACAGCAAGGGUAAAAUAUGCGUUGACUUCCUACAGCACGAAUGGAAGCCUUCGUUUUCAAUAUCUUAUAUUUUGCUAGCGAUUUGCUCCUUGCUGGCUUUACCGAACGCAGAGAAUCCGGUUGUUCAAGAAAUAGCAGAUGUUUACUUGCAUGAUAAACCCACUUUUGAUAAAAUUGCAGUAGAAAUGACACUCGAGCACGCAAAACCUGAUUUCUAAAGGACUGUCUUGACCCGUGAUGUUUGCUUAUGUGGUUGUUUGGCUUAGAUCCGUUUUUUAUUUAGAAUUAACUAUUAGAAUGAUAAAUGAAUAACUGCACAAAUGUUUCAUGUGUUUAUAUUGUUGACAUUAUUAAUGUUAUUUUACAUGUUGAGAAAUAUCCGUGCGCUUGCAUUUGUGCACAACAUUGACGGAUUAUUUUUGUUUCAAUCAAUCAAUAUUUUAACAAAUGCAUGCUUGUUGUUUGAAUGAAUUCUACAUGGUUGGGAUGGCUAUUUAAUUACGUCUACAUAAGGAAUGAAAUGCCGUCUAGACAUUUGCUUUUGGGCGAUAUGAUAUUCGAAGGUAUGAUUUUGUAAAACUGUUAAAAUCAACGAUGGAAUUGAAUAGCGAAAGUAGACUGGUGUUUGAGCAUAUGAUGACGCAAAAUAUAUAGAAACAAACGAUUAGAAUUAUAAUUCUAUCAUUAUACUUGCAAUGUUCUCGCUAAAUUUCUUAAAUAAUUUCACCAAAGGCUUCAGAUGUUUUAUUGUUUUUGUUGUUUGAUAAAUGUUGAUGUGAAAUCUUAAUGAAUUGUUAUUUGAUGUUUUUUGCAUAUAUGCUGCUUGUUAAAUAAGAAGUUGUCUGUGCUAAAAGUUGCUGGUUUCUAGUCAUUUCAAUGGGAGUUUCACAAAUAUAUGUGUUUUGGUCCUUGCAUUUUCAAAAUGGGAAUCCGAUAAAAUAUAUUUGUUUGUAUAACUGCAUUUAGAUGAAAUUACAUUUUUUUCCAACUGAUUACUUAUUUAUUGUAAGCCGAUAUUACACACGUCUCUAUCAUCUUAAGUGAUUUGAUUAAUAAACUUAUAUUGCAUUUAUAAUCACAUAUUGUUUUUGUAAACAUAAAUACUACUAGUGGUUUCAUACAUUUUGCUAUAUAUUGUUUUAAGUGAUCGUGUCAAUAUAACAUGAAAUAUCAGUAUUGUUGUUGUGUAAUAAACAAAAAAAGCUGUACACAAUGCGUAAUAUCAUAUACCAAACUAUAUUGAACAACAGAAAUACACAUUACUUUUUUCAUUAUGCAAUUCAAACAAUAAAACUGUAUGUUGUUCAUGUAA
Dreissena polymorpha is the source of this 2192-nucleotide messenger RNA. Its product is annotated as ubiquitin-conjugating enzyme E2 2-like. The transcript is spliced from 6 exons. NCBI's taxonomy places the organism in Eukaryota, Metazoa, Mollusca, Bivalvia, Myida, Dreissenidae. The coding region runs from base 631 to 1098 and encodes 155 amino acids. The record is from RefSeq and is a predicted model, not a curated record.